CACACACACACACACACUUGAUGAAAGUGAUCUGGAUGUUUUAAUGUUUUGUGUUACUGUUUUUUGGGGAUUUUACACACAGCAGGUGGUAAAUUCACUGAAAUCAAAGUAAUCAUGAUUUCCUCAUUUUUAUAUGCUCAGUUUCACUGCUUGUUAUAAUGAUUCAUGUAAUAUUUAUCACUUAAAACAACAUUAAAACUCUUACAAAGAUUCAAAUGUAACCUGAUUAUUUACUGAAAGUCUUUAAGAUUAUUUGUUGUGUUCUGAAUUCAGAUUCAGUAAAAGACAGGGAUUCAUCAGUGUUGGUUGUCAUUUUUGAAAUUAGAGUAGGUUUGUGAAUAGUGUGUGUGUGUGUGUGUGUGUGCGUGUGUGUGUGGCGCCCCCUACUGUCUGUUCUUCCUUAGUGCUUUGUAGAGAACAUGCCUGUACUUGUUAGAACUAUAUUUGCCCAGACAUGUAACCUAAUGAGUCACACACUUUAAAACCCUGAGCUGUGUGUGUGUGUGUGUGUGUGUGUGUGUGUGUGUGUGUGUGUGUUCAGUCACAUGCACCAACACCUUCAGUCUGAUUUCCACUGAGCUGAUGUUAUUGAUGAUGUCAUCCAAGGUGCCUGGACAUGUGUUGAGGUCAGUGUGUAGUGUUAGUGUUGGUGGUGUUGGUUCUACUCGGAGGUGUUUGUUUGGUGCCGUGGAUCAUGAGGAGCUGCGGAGUGACUACACACUACUGAUGAGAGCAGAGCUGGAAGAAUCUUCACGCCGCUGGAACUUCAACUUCACCUCCGACAAACCAUGGGUGGGUGGAGACUUUGAGUGGGUGGGGGUUCCUGAGGCUCAGGUUCCUUUUAUAUACCAUGAAUGCACAGUAGGGGCAAAGUGUGGACCAAAGGGGGUGGAGCCACAGUCUGAUGUUAAGGACGAGGACAUGAAUAAAACACCUGAGCAAAAUAAACACAGUGCAGAGAAACACACACUGAAGAGGAAACAGACCAAUAUCACAGAUUUCUAUCAGGCUAAAAGAAGAGUCGUAACCACCAGGAAGUCAGGCCAGUGACCUGAGGACACACACGGACACACACACACACACACACACACACACACACACACACACACACACACACUACAACUCAGGGCUGUUUGAAGAGCUUCUGGACAGAACACUAACAUUUCUCAUUUAAUAAUUAUUUUAUUUUCUAGGUUUUAAACACUUGUGCAGUUCCUGUUAACCUGUUAAAGAUUAAAACACCGCUUUUGCCACACACACACAGCACAUUUACGUUUAUUUCAAAGGAAAAUGGAAUCUGCACUAAACUUAUAGCUGCUAUAAUUAUUUAUAGCAAUUUAUCUACAAUGUUUAUAACUGUAGGUCAUAUACAUGGUUUUAAGUGUUAAUGUUGUUGGAGUAUUAAAUACUUGUGAUAUAAACAGUGUGUGUGUGUGUGUGUGUGUGUGUGUGUGUGUGUGUGUGUGUGUGUGCAGAUUCAGAGAAUUGACUAUUUAUUUAUUACAUGAUGUGCAUUAUACGUGUGUUUAUAUAUUGGAAUAAAUAAAUUUGUAGGAUAAAAACAA
This is a messenger RNA of Tachysurus vachellii, 1565 nucleotides long. RefSeq names its product cyclin dependent kinase inhibitor 1A (gene cdkn1a). Gene Ontology annotation, molecular function: cyclin-dependent protein serine/threonine kinase inhibitor activity. Lineage: Eukaryota; Metazoa; Chordata; Actinopteri; Siluriformes; Bagridae. The transcript is spliced from 3 exons. The record is from RefSeq and is a predicted model, not a curated record. Gene Ontology annotation, biological process: regulation of mitotic cell cycle; signal transduction by p53 class mediator. Gene Ontology annotation, cellular component: nucleus. The coding region runs from base 583 to 1050 and encodes 155 amino acids.